This is a messenger RNA of Closterium sp. NIES-67, 3745 nucleotides long. NCBI's taxonomy places the organism in Eukaryota, Viridiplantae, Streptophyta, Zygnematophyceae, Desmidiales, Closteriaceae. The record is from the annotation of a GenBank genome assembly.
CUGCAGAGCAGAAAGAAGCCCCUCGAGAAAGCAUGCAAUGCAGUAGAGGGUUUGGAAUCUGACCCCAAGUUCCAGCAUCUCCUUUUAGCCAGCAACCAUCGAUUUUUAGGGAGGACGGUCCAGCUUUGCUUGCGUCAACAAUUAAAAAUAGUCGAAUUUGCUGUGUCAGGUAUUUUAGCAGGGCUAGAUUGUUUUCCUUCCGUUGACGGUUAGAUUCCGACUUCUCCGAUUAUCAUUCGUCCAGCCAAAAUUCGCGCAGGCGUUUUUAGGAGCUACUUGAGACUUGAACAGCAGGCUCUAGGCUGGUGUCGGAUAAUCAGCCUCAUCACCAGGAGUAUUAUUUCUAGAUUUCAGUCUGUUUUAGUGGAUAUUGGUCAGUUCUUGGUGGAAAGUGGAGCUUGCAUUGGAGGGUUUAAGGCCUAGUGACUCAUCCGUCGUCAUCUUAAGUUGCACCAGGGAUACGGUUUUCCUCUUCUUCGCCGCUCCUUUCUGCCGUAAUGGCUUCCGGGGAGGAAGGGGUUCCUGGCUUCUUGACGGAGACGCAGCGAAUGGUGCUGAGCGCGGCGCUGGAAGAGCGAGACGCGCUGCGCGGGGAAGUCCGCGCAGUGGACCCCAAGGAGCCGACAGGGCCUCGCCCGCACAUCGAGCACGCCACUAAGCACCCUCCCGCUGCUCGCGCGCACCAUCGCGCCGUCGCUCAGAAGCAGGAGCGCCGCUCGCAUCAGGUCACCAAUGGCCGGCCGAAGAAAGCUGGCGGGGGCGGCAAGGGCACGUGGGGCGAUCCCCUGGACCUGCACAACUACGAGCACGAGAUGGACCCGGGCGACCCGCUCUACGAGAGCGACGAGGACGACGAGCCGAUGCACGUGGCGCUGCCCACGCCGGUGGCGCACACAGUGGAGGACUACAAGCGCAAGGUGGUCGCCCUCCUCGAGGAAUUUUUCUCCUCGGGCGACAUCAGCGCGGCCGCGCAGGACCUCAAGGACCUGGCGCAGGAGCACUACCACCACCACGUGGUCAAGCGCAUGGUCACUAUGUCGCUCGACCGCCACGACCGCCACAAGGAGAUGGCCGCGCAGCUGCUCUCCGCGCUCUACGCCGCGGUCAUCGCGCCGGACCAGCUCGCCAAGGGGUUUAAGAACCUGCUCGAGAGUGUGGAGGAUCUGGAGAUCGACUGCCCCGGCGCGGGGGAUGUUCUCGCGACGUUCCUCGCGCGUUCUGUCGUGGACGACGUGCUUCCACCCGCGUUCCUCAAGCGGAUGGCGAAGAAGCUUGAAACGGGGGAGGGCGCUGGUGCGGGGGGCGCGGCGGGCGCGGAGGACGGGGACGGGGAAGGGGAGGCCGGCGCGGGGCAGGCGGCGGGGGGAACGGGCGGGCGCGCGCUGGAGGUGGUGCGCGCGGCGGAGGGGAAGCUGGCGAGCGCGCACCACGCGGAGGUGCUGGAGAAGUGCUGGGGGGGCUCGGCGCGCGUGACGUACGAGGGCGCAAAGGGGAGCAUCAAGCAGCUUCUGGCGGAGUAUGUUGUGAGCGGGGAGCGCGGAGAGGCCUGCCGCUGCAUCCGCGAGCUCAACCUGCCCUUCUUCCACCAUGAGGUGGUGAAGGCGGCGCUGAUAAUGGCGAUGGAGAACAAGCCCAAGGAGGCGGCGCUGCUGUCGCUGCUGCAGGAGGCCGCGCAGGAGGGGCUCAUCUCCGCCAGCCAAGUGAGCAAGGGGUUUGGGCGCGUGUUUCAGAACAUAGACGACUUGGCGCUGGACGUGCCGUCGGCGCCCGACGACCUGCAGCGCAUGGUGGCGCACGCCACCUCGCACGGCUGGCUCUCCGCCGCCUUCGCCGACGGCGUCUGGGCGGAUCUGGUCGCUGCCGAGGCGUCCGUCACGAAUGAAACCAGCAAGGUUCUCCAGGACUUCAAAUCGCGCUCGUCUCUCAUAGUGGCCGAGUACUUCGAAUCCGGCGACGUGAUGGAGGUGACGCGGUCGCUGGAGGAGCUGGCGUACCCGGACCUGCACCACCACCUGGUGAAGCGCCUGGUGACCAUGGCCAUGGACCGCAACAACCGCGAGCGGGAGAUGGCCUCGCAGCUGCUCUCCGCGCUCUUCCAAGACGUGCUGCCCACUGACCAGGUGGAGAUGGGCUUCCUGCGUCUGCUGGAGGCGGUGGACGACCUGGCGCUGGACAUCCCUGAUGCCGCCACGCAGCUCGCACUCUUCAUCUCGCGUGCCGUCAUCGACGACGUCCUCGCGCCGCACUUCGUCCUCGGCCUCCCCGGAAACGCCCCGCCGGUUGUCGCUGCGGACACCGCUGCUGCUGACACCACCUCUGCCCCUCCUGCCGAGGCUACUGCUGCCGCUGAUGCUGGUGCUGACGCCACGCCCGCUGGUCCCACCGCGCCGGCAGCAGCGGAAGAGCCGGAGGAAGCAGCGCUGGGCGGCGGGCCGGCGCUAGCAGCGGUGGCGGCAUCUUCACUGGCGCGGGAGGUGGUGCACAUGUCGCAGGCGCUGAUCACGGCGAGACACGCGGGCGAGCGGCUGCUGAGGUGCUGGGGGGGCAGUGCGGCGGUGGGGCGCAGCGUGGCGGACGCCAAGGAGAGCAUUGUGUCGCUGCUGUCGGAGUAUGUGGCGGGCGGCGAGCUCAGCGAGGCCUGCCGCUGCAUCCGCGAGCUCAACCUGCCGUUCUUCCACCAUGAGAUCGUGAAGCAGGCGCUGGUGAGGGGGAUGGAGGAGCCCCGCCACGAGCCGCGUGUUCUCCUGCUCCUGCAGGAGGCGUCGGAUGAGGCGCUCAUCUCCACCAACCAGAUGGCGCGCGGCUUCCAGCGCGUGGCCGACGCACUCCCCGACCUCGUGCUCGACAUCCCCAAUGCCGUCCCGCAGUUUGCUGCCCUGGCUGAGACUGCUAAGAGCCGCGCCUGGAUCCCCGCAGACUUCGCGUAUAAGGCUGAGCUGCCUGGGGGGGAUGUGGUUGCAGGUGCGCAGGAGGGUAAGGAGGGGGCGGUUUCCGAGCCGGCUGCUGCGUAGAGCGGGAACCGGAGCGAGGCUGCAGGGUGCCACUCUGGCUGACACUGCCAAGCACCAGAUGGAUUCCCAUGGAUUUCACGCACCAGACUGAGCGGCCAUUGGAGGGUGCGGGUGGGGAGGAGGGGAAAGUGGGUGUGGCAGAGAGGCAGAGGGAGUGGGUUCUGAGGCUGCUGCUGCGUAGUUGGUGGAGGAGGUGGUAGGUGGCAGGUGGGAAGCAGUGGAGAGGAGAGGAGAGGAGACGAGGAGAGGAGAGGAGAGGAGAGGAGAGGAGGAGAGGAGAGGAGACGAGGAGAGGAGACGAGGAGAGGAGAGGAGAGGAGGAGAGGAGAGGGGAGGAGAGGAGAGGAGAGGAGAGGAAAGGUGUGGCAGGGAGGAGAGUCAUGAGGGUGAGGGAUCUUCUCUCUUUCCCGGCCUUACUCUGCUAGGAGGAUAUCUCUGGUGUUGUUUCAUGUACCACUUGUGAGCAGUUUGGUUGGAUAGUGACAGCAAGGGGUUCUUUCCUCUAGACUGGAUUUAGGUGCUUCCUUUUCCGCAUGACAUGCACGACAUGGCAUCGUCUGCACACAUUUUUCCGCCAUUGGAGUUGCUUAUGGUGCUGACAAUGGGGUUUGUGAGCCAAGAGUGACGUCAGGCAAGGUUGUCGGGUGCUGGAUGUUGACUGGCCACUGGUUGAGUGCUUCACUAGGUUAGUUCAAUUCAAAACCAUCAGUACAAAAGAGGGAUCUAAUCUUUUU